CGCCACCAGGGGGCAGGAAGGCUCAUUGUAAGCCCAGACUUCAUACAAGUCGCUCCGGCAAGGAUCUGCCAUCAGUUAUAUUGCGAAUGUGCAUUAAUGGAGUGAAUUGCCAACUUGAUUCUUCUUGGAAAGAGCGAAGAUGCUGGAUGGGGAUGGUGAGCCGGGGGGAACGAGAAGUGAAGAGAACCAAGAAUCACACUCAGAUCAGGCUUUAGUGGACAUCCAACAGGAGGAGGAACAGCCACCAGAGGAGCAAGUUGAUGUGGUAGUCACUCAAGCUGAGGCAGCAGAUGGUGUUCCUGAAGUUGAAGAAGUGCUAAAGGAUUCACCACCAGUGGAAUCUUUACCAUUGGAAUUAGCACCAGAGGCAUCACUAGAGAUUGAAGAAGGUGAACAUCAGUUAGAGAUUGUGGAAAAGGCACAGGACCUUAAGGAUCCAGAAGAUAAUCCUUCAAGCGAGGAUCUUCAGCAAGAUGGUAGUAUGGCUAAGCAAGUGGUGGAGGAAAUGAUCACACAGGUAGAAGAAGAGAUGCAGGAGAUUGAACAAGAGGUAGAUGUAGAUACACAGCUACAGGUUGAUGAAACAUUAGAGGUAGAACAUCAGGAUGAGAAUCAAGCAGUCAAGCAAGAUGGUGAUGUAGGUAUGGAUGCUCAAGAGGAAGGCAGUGAAUUAGGUGAUCAAGGUAAAGACAGUGAGUUAGACACUAAGCAGUCACAUCUUGCUUUGGAUGAGACUGAAGAUGAUUCUAACAAAGAUGAACAGAAAGAGGACAUUCCUUUUGAAGAGCAAAAGGAAAAUGAACCCUUGGUAAAUCAAAAUGAGGCUUUGAAUGAAAAUGAAAAUAUUGAAAUGGGUGAGCUUGAAAAUGAAAUGGCAAUCCCCACAAAAAUUGACACUUCUCAAGUUGAAGAUGAUGAAACUACAGUAAUGGAUACAGAAGAAAUAAAUGUGGAUAAAGAAGUACACUCAGUAGUAGAUGAACCAGAAGAUGUGACAUCCUUGGAUCAUCAACAAGGAGAACAUGAGGAACAAGAAUUACCAAAAAGUAAUGAAAGAUUAGAGCCUGUAGUUGAGGAGGAAGUUGUGGAAGAAGUUGAGAAUGAAAUGGUAGAUGAUGAUGAAGAUGUAGAAGUUGAUGAGGCACAUGUUGAUAAAGAAGAGUUGAAAGAGAGUGAGCAAGUUGAGGCAGAGGAACCCAUUCUCCCAGAAGAUUCCAUAGAAGUUGAUGAUAUCCCAGAAACUGAAGCUGGACAGGAAGAGGAUAUUGAAGGGGAAAUGAAUGGCAUUGCUGGCAUUGAGGGUGAAGUUGAUGAUGAGGAUGAUCUGAAUGAUGAAGAGCUGAAUCCAGAUGGUAUUAUUAAUGGAACCCUUUCUGAUGGUAAAUCCCUUCCUCAAUGUCGUUUGAAACGUAACUAUUGCUGUGGUCACUGUGGUAUUAACACUCAGAACCCUCGGGAAUAUUUGUACCAUCUCCGAGAUGAACAUGGAGAGCGGAUGAAGGUCUUUGAGUGUCCACGUUGCAUAUAUGCAUCCAAAAACCAGCAGAAGUUGAUUCGUCAUGCUCGAAUGGUUCACAAGUUGAAAAUAAAGAGACAAGAGUCUAGCAGCCCAUAUAAAAGGCGUUCUAAGUCUCCCCGGGCAAAAGUUUCACCCAUGAAGACCACUAGAUCAAGUGUAUCACCAGGCAAGUCAACAAGAAGUAGUCCUGGAAAGUCACCAAGGAGUUCUGAAUCAACUCCUGAUGUUUGGGAUGGUAUGGAUGAUGAUGAUGACAGCCAGAUGGAUCCAGACGACUCAUCAGUUAUUGGUGAUGAGAGGAAGUUAUACUAUUGUGAGCAUUGUGAUUACUCCUGUAGAAGUCGUAAGCUCCUCAACCGUCAUGAAACUUCAUAUCAUCUAAAACGUAGAUUCUUUCGCUGUGUCAAAUGUAAUUAUGUAACGCAUCUCAAGGGACGUUAUACCAAACACAUGAAGUAUCACCAGUUGCCUAUUCUCAAAUGUGAAUAUUGUGACUUUAGGACGCCUUACCGUUGGAAUCUAGACCGUCAUCUAAAAAAUCACACAGAGGAGUGUGGAGAAUACAAGUGCCAUCUUUGCAAUUUUACUGCACAGAUUAAGCAGAGUCUUACAGUCCACAUAUCAAACCAUCACCUAACGACUGAGCAGAUUCGUGAGAGAGAAAUGCGGCGUACCAUAGGCAUCAGUGACCCUGCCGAUUGCACUUCUGAUGAUCAAGAAAUGGAACUGUUGCGUUUAGAGAGGGAUGAGCAUCCUGAUGCUCUCAUUUUACCUGGCUUUGACCCACCAGACUCUCCCUCCAUGUUGGACAGCUCUCAGAGUCACCACAAUGGUAGUAACAGUUUCCGGGUGUCAAAUAUUGACAUGGGAGGCAAUGAUGACUCGCAUGUGAAUGCUGAAGAUAGUAAGGAUGAAGAUGGGGAACCAAAAAGAAAGAAGCCAAAGAUUAAAAUUACCUUGAAAAAGAUGAAAGUACCAAGAUCUAAAGAUACCUUUUUCCAAGAACUCAAUGAGCGACACAAUUUUGAGGAAGAUUUCAUUCAUCCUGACGAUGUUGUUCACCGACAUGGCAAUGUAUACAUAAAGACAUUUAAAUGUCGUUUCUGUAUUUUUAAGGCAGCCUUUAAGAAUGAAGUUGCUCGUCAUGAGAAGAAAAUUCACAGUAUUCCCCUCCCUAAGUAUGAAGUACAUCCUAAGAAGGCAAAGAAGUCUGCCAAAUCAGUUAAAGUUUCAAGGCGCUCGAGUAUAACAUCUAAUGAUGAUGUGCUAAGCCAAAUACUAUUUCCUCAACCAGACUACAAGAACAUAGCAUCAGACAUAAAAAUCUCAGACACUCUUGAUAAGCUCAGUGAAGUGGAGGACAAGGAUCCUGACUUCAAGGGCAGUAAAACUCAUCAAGAGGAGACCAAUACUUAUGAUCAUGACAGCAGAAGUGCAAGUAGAGAAACGUCUGUUGAACCUCCUGAAGAUCAGUUGUCAGACUCCAAAGAAUCUUCCCCAUCAAAAGAUGCUGGGCGGAAGAAGGGCCUUUCCUUUUUUGAGAAGUUACAAGAGAAGAUGCCAACAUCUAAUGUACAGAAUUUGGUGUGUCAGUUUUGUGGGCAUGAAUCAAAGUGUCUCUCAGAAUCUGUUCGUCAUCAAAAGUUACACUUAAGUGCAAAGAAUAUAUAUGCCUCUGCAUCACUGUCAACCCGAUGUCAGUUCUGUCGACACAGAUGUAAAACUACUGAUGAUCUCAUGAACCACCUAAAACUGUGUCCAGAAGCUCGCAAAAACCAAAUAACAGAUUCAGGGAGACGACCAAGUGGCGGGAGACUUAACGAAGAUGAAGACUCACAGUCGAGUGAAAAGGAAAAGUUUAAAGGGAAUGAUGAGGAUGAUGAAGAUUGUGAAAUGAAGAAUUUACAUAAAGAUGAAGAUAUGAAGUUAACAAACAAUAACACCUGCAAGAGUGGUGAUGAUAAACAUCCAAUGGAGAAUAGAGUAUUUGUGUGGAAUAAUUUCAAGCUACAGGAAGGAGAACAAGGAACAGAGGGAAACAAAGAUAAGACUGCAGAUGAAAGUAAAGAAAAGGUGAAGAAAAAAGUCUCUCUGGAUUCUACCAAAAAAGCAGGUGCAAAAACCGCAGGUACAAAAAGUCCAGUUACAUUUGAAGGACCUUUAGAUUAUAUUGAGAGUCCAACACCUCAGGGUCGGCAUUAUUACAGCAAACGAGUCUAUCGAUGCCCACAAUGUAGCUUCUGGGCCACAACGGCAUCUCGAUUUCAUGUGCACAUUGUUGGUCACUUCAAUAGGAAGCCAUAUAAUUGUUCUGAGUGUGGCUAUAAGUCUAACUGGCGAUGGGACAUAACCAAACACAUUAAGUUAAAGACUUCCCGUGACAACAGUCAUCAGGACGCUCAAGUGAUAAUUACUGAUGAAACUGGAGAGAAGAAUUAUGAAAAGUAUGACUGCUAUCUUGCAAUUAUCCAGCUCGAUGAAACUAAUGCGCAUCGUACUGAAGGGGGAAUACCAACUCGCAAGGGACGACCUAAGCGCACUCCUGAAAAAGAGGAAGGACAAGAAACAUCUACUCCAUCUGCCUCUCCAGUUCGGAAACCUCCUAUGGUAUCCAUCCCAGUGAUGCCUCGACUUCAAGGACUGCCCCGCCUUACCAGAGCUCCAGGUCGCACAAACUCUUCGCGCCCAGGUCCAAUGCCUUUUGGUCCAAUAUUACCCGGAGCUCAGAUGAUGGUUCAGCUUGCCGGGAGUGCUGCGUCAGGAAGCUCAGGAGGCAACAGGCCUCCUCCUCCACUGAGCUUACGAGGGGCCCCCAAAUCAUCCACCACACCGCCUACAACUAGUACAAAUAGCAAGACAACCAGCUCAGGAGACAGUGGUUCAGGAAGCCCUGUGCCCAGUGGCCAGUAUCAGAUCAUCACACCUCAGGGGGCGGUUAAUACCAGCUUGGAGACACUGCAGCUACUGGCAUCUGGCUCGACCAACUUGUCUAAACUUAAGAAGCAGCAGAAAGGUUCUGUUGUGGACUCUGAAGAAAAAGACAGUCAGGCUACACUAACGCACCAGAUGAGAUUGCUAGCGUGGCUGAACAUCUUGGCGGGAGGUGCUGAAGAACAGGUGUCAGUAUCAUCAACAGGAGAGGACGGCAGGGAGGUGGCCAAGAUGGUUCUUGACCAUGAGGGCAAUCCAGAGUGGAAAUGCAACUCCUGCUCUUUUAGGGACAGUGAACGUGAGACAAUAGUGCAGCACGUGCGUCUCGCUCAUGCCCGCAAUGGCCCUGUGUCUCUCCUACACGCUGUCCAUCGCUGUGAUAUUUGCGGUUAUGCAGCUGGGACUAAACGGGCUGUGCAGCUGCAUAUUGACACCAGCCAUGGAGGUCAGGGUGGCAUCACCAGCCGAUGUGAAGGACAGAAUCCUGAAUCAAAGGAAGCUGCAGUUGAGGUUGAGAACGUGGAGUAUAAUGAGAGUGCCCGGACCUUCCAGUGUCGUUGGUGCCCAUUUACCUGCAAGAAGCGCAGUGAGAUGCGGCCCCACUUAGUUUAUCACACUGCUCGCUCAGACUGUAUCUUCAAGUGCAUGUUCUGCCCAUACUAUGUGCCUACAAAGGGUGAACUCUUUGAGCACCUGAGCAUCCAUGGCAUGGAAGUCCCUACAUCAGUCUUGGAAGCAGCUAGUAAAAGCAGUAAUAGCAGUAGUAAUUCGUCUGGGACCAAUAAUCAGGAUGAAGGUGGACCAAGACAGUUCAUAUGUGGUGCUUGUCCAUUUGAGACGAGGAGUCGUGCUAAGCUGAUGCACCACCGACAGUUUCACAAACCAAAAGGACUACCGUUUCGCUGCCCUCACUGUUCCUAUAAUGUGACUCGGCGCCAUUUACUUUCCCAGCACAUUCGUGUUCACGGGGCAGUUGAGAAUGUUGAGGGAACUGGAGCAAGUGUGAGUCACGUGGAUGAUCGUUCCAAUUCUCCUUCUCCUUCCUUGACCAUCACCCCAGUAGGCAAUGCUGCAUCUGGAGGGAAUACUGGAGAAGAUUCAGCCCUUACUGAUACCUCCCUGCUCCCCAAACUUACAGAUGACACUACAAUGCAACUUGAUGAUAUCCCAUUAGUCUGGGUAUCCAGAGAUAACCGUUUUUUCAAGAUGUUCAAGUGCCGCCACUGUCCUCAUGUAAACCUUCGGAAAACCAACAUUCAGGAGCAUGAGAAAAUGCAUAAAACUGAUGCUACUAAAAUAUCAGGUGGUUUAUACUGCCCAAAUUGCUCAUAUGUUAGUGUAAAUGCUGGCGUUAUGUCAGCUCAUUUAAAGGUACACUGUGGUUCAAUGGGUCAGUGUCAUGCUGUUGUUGAUCCAACAUUGAGUGAUGAAGACCAACUAAGGCAACUGACUUCAAGAGCUACUGCUCCAUCUUCUAACGUACCUCAGUCUGUGUCUGAAGACACAUCUAACAGAAAACUUGAUGAAAAGGUCCUGUAUUACUGUCAGCAGUGUCCAGCAAGGUUCUUCUUAGAAAAGGAAAUCCAGAUCCAUUCUCGUUUUCAUACUACUGGACUACCACAUUCCUGUGAUCAUUGUAACUAUGGUGUUCGACAGCCAGCUCAUCUUCUUGCUCACCUUAAGGUCCACACACCAGAAUAUCAACAACGCACUCGCACAAUGAUGAGUCAACACCGAACAGCCCACACACAUCCACCCGUACCAGGGCUAACACUUCCUCUUGACAUAUCUGUAGACACAACUGAAGAUAGCCAGUUGGUCCGAAAGAAAACAGGAUCAGGAGGCCAUGAAUUUUCUAUCUCCUCUCCAUCCACAUCCAGUGUCCCUCCACAACCACCACCAACCAGUAAAUAUAUGUGUGAUCGGUGUCCAGCGUCGUUCAGCAAGUUGUUAACGCUUCAGUAUCAUCAGUCCCUGCAUGGAGCCAAUAAUCCCCAUCAGUGUCAUCGCUGUUCUUAUGCUGGUAAAACAUACGAAUCUCUCCAACAGCACCUGCAUCUUCAUGACCAGCAUGAUAUCAUGUGUGAAAUGGAGAAAACUGCUAAAAAUACCCUAGCUGAAAAGAAAACAGAAAGCCAAAGGACAACAGAAUCUAUUUCAAAAUCGAAGAGUAACUCAAAGGGUUCUGAGAAAAAUGCCUCUUACUAUCCACCUAUUAAACUCAAAUUGAUUGGGUUGAGGCCUGGUACAUCAGAUGGUGGUGGAAGUGAUGGUGGUCGCCCACAGUUUAAAUACUAUGUUGAGGAGCAAGUUCCAUUGUCUGGUGUUGACCUUCUGCGCCGAAAGACACAACUAGAGAAGGAGGGGCAUGAUAAGAAUAGUGAUGGUGCAUCAAGUCUAAAGACAAUUACACUCUGUAAAAAUAAAUCAUCAAAGGAAAGAGAAGAGUUUGAGGAGGAGGAUCCUAAAAGGAUUGGCGAUCCUAAGCUCCAUUACCCGCUGCAUAUUGAUAAAGUUACCGGUAAAUCUCGUGAAAAGCGUUAUAAAUGUAACAAAUGCCCUUCUGCCUUUGAAAAGACUGAACAAUACCAUGUUCACUCAAACCUUCAUGAUUCCAAUCAUAAGUAUAGAUGCCGAAUAUGUGAUUACUCGGUGAAAUUCUAUGCCAAUUUUAUGAUGCACAUAAAUCGUCAUAAAUACCAUGAAAGAAUGGUGUCUCAGAAUGAUGGUUCACCUCCACCUGAUGACACUGAUCUUAAGUAUGAGCCUAUCAUAGCAUCAGGAGAUAAUUCUUCUCAGGGUGACAAGGGAACUAAAAACAGAAUAGAAGAUCUUGCCAACAAGGAGAAUAUGGAUGAUGCUGAUCUGACAACAUCAGAACGUCAACACCUCUUACUUCAGAACAAAAAGGGGGUCACAGGCCCUUCUAAAAAGGAUGAUGAGAAGGAACGCAGAGUCUACUAUUGUCAGUAUUGUCCAUAUGCAAAUGUCAGGCGUGAUGCUGUUGAUAGCCAUAGUUUGCGACAUCAUGCCAAUGGUGGGUAUGGUGUUUACAAGUGCACUUUUUGUGAUUACACAGCUUCUCAGCCUAAUUUUAUUCGUGAGCACACCAAAGUGCACUUCCGUCCUUUCAAGUAUGUACACCCUGAAGGAUAUAUGCGUCAUGACCGACAAGAGAUAUUGAGUACACCCAUUUUGCCACCUGGAGGAAGAAGGAAUGAGGGAUCAAACAAUGAUGAUGGUCCUCUGCCAGUACGAGAGAGGCAUUUGAUCUUCUGCCAUGAGACGGGCAUUUACAAACCAACAUUCGCAUCCCAUGGUGAAGAUGAGACUAGUAUUGAUUCACAAUUAGCCAGUGGCAUUGAAGUCAACUUUCGUUCUGGUGAUAUUAUUGAUGCUCCCAAUGAUUUUGUUAUUUCGUUGCGUCCUGGUAAAGGAAAGGGUGGUCAGUUUCAGUUGGAAACAAAUGAAGCCUUUGAACCUUCUGAUCAGAUGGUAUCCAAUAUAACCACUGACACUGGAAAGAGCUGUGAUACUGAAUUAACAAAAUCAACUGAAAGCCACUCAUUUCAGGACAGUUUUAAUAUUGUAGUAGGUAGUGAGAAAUUAGAAUCUAUGGAAGUAGAUGGUGGACACCAUUUAAAGGAAACUAAGUUAGCUCCUUCAGGAUCAUCAGACCUUGGUGAUUGUAAUAAAAUGGAGGUUGAUAGUGACAAUUUAGAGGUUCAUAGUGACAAUUUGGAGGUUCAUAGUGACAAAUUGGAAGUUGAUGGUGAUAAAUUGGAGGUUGAUGGUGAUAAAUUGGAGGUUGAUGGUGAUAAAUUGGAGGUUGAUGGUGAUAAAUUGGAGGUUGAUGGUGAUAAAUUGGAGGUUGAUGGUGAUAAAUUGGAGGUUGAUAGUGACAAACUGGGAGCUGAUAGUGACAAAUUGGAGGAUCAUAGUGACAAAUUGGAGGAUCAUAGUGACAAAUUGGAGGUUGAUGGUGACAAAUUGGAGGAUGUUGGUGACAAAUUGGAGGUUGAUGGUGAUAAAUUGGAGGAUGAUGGUGAUAAAAUGGAGGUUGAUGGUGACAAGUUGGAGGUUGAUGGUCAAAAAUUGGAGGUUGUUGAUUCUUGCGUUGAAAAAGAUAAGCACCAAAAUGGAGUCCUGGAGAUUACAAAUGGCUAUGUCGAUGGUGAAACUCAGGACAUGGACAUUCCAGCAUCAAAGGAAGGCAUGGAGGAAGAGGAUGUCAAAAAUAAAAUGGAAGUUAUUACAGAUGAAUCUUUGCAGCCAGUCACCAAAUGUUGGGGAACUGACCAACCUGAACAGUUAGUGGACUCACACUGAACAUAUUUAUUAUAAGUAUAUUGGGGAUGUUUUUUGUUAUUAUUAUUUUUUUUUUAAUCAUUAUUAUUAUUAUUUAUGCCAUAUUUAUUACUAUUGUAUCAUCUCUAUUAUUAUUACAUAUUAAUAUCAUUGAUAUUGCAUAAUAUUAUUAUACUGAUUAAAUUAAUUUAUUUUUAUUAAUAUUAAUGUAACAGGGCUGUGAAUAAAGUGUUAUUGGUCAUUUGUACUAUAAUCAAGACAAUUUGCACCACACCGAGUGCUGCACUUAGAUUAUUAUUAUAGUUUAAUUUAUUCACAAACUGACAUUGGCAUUAUUUAUAGCAUGUUAGCAUAGAAGGGCAAAACACAAGUCAUCAUCCUAAACUGCCAUGUUCAGGUUUUAUUAAACCAAAGACGGAAGGGUAAACACAUAAUCAGCUUUAUGAAGCUGACAUAGCCACUUGCCUUUGACAAGCAUUUUAAGUGAUUUUGCUUGCUCAUUUGUUAUGUUUAUUAGCCCAAACAAGCAGUGUGAUUCUUUGUUCAUAUUUAUGACACUGCAUCAAAUAUCAUGCUGGUCAACCGAGUGCCUCUACCAGUGAAUUGCUCCAGGAACCUACUUUACCACCAUUUCCACUGGGAAUAAUCAUCAGUAGUUGUUGAAAGCUUUGGAAAUAUGAAUGUUGAAAUUGUUGAUAUCUUUUUAUUGUCUGAAGUGAAAAUAAAAUGUCAGAUUUUUUAAUUAACCAUGUUGGUAAUGUUAAUUGUUAAUUGCCACAAAUAACCUGUGAAAGAGGAUGGGUGGCAGUGGUGGUGGUGGUCCCUUGCACAGACAGGAGGCAGAGCUGGCGGACAGAAGUGCUAAUGUCUUCUUAAUUUUGACCUCUGGUUGAAUAGUAGAAUUGCUUGUUUUCUUUUAGAAAUUUAAUUUAGACUAUGAGAAAAGUUAUUUGUUGUCUUGCUGGUCGUCAAUUAUUCCUAGAGUCUUCUAAUUAAUGUUUUUAUCAAAUUUGCACUAAUUUAUUGUCUGUACAUUAAACCAGUUUAUAAUUUAACUUCAGAAUGUUUAUUUUUAUUUUUAA
Homarus americanus (American lobster) is the source of this 9840-nucleotide messenger RNA. RefSeq lists its product as uncharacterized. The record is from RefSeq and is a predicted model, not a curated record. The transcript is spliced from 10 exons. Gene Ontology annotation, biological process: regulation of gene expression. The coding region runs from base 140 to 8779 and encodes 2879 amino acids. Gene Ontology annotation, cellular component: nucleus. NCBI's taxonomy places the organism in Eukaryota, Metazoa, Arthropoda, Malacostraca, Decapoda, Nephropidae.